Molecule: messenger RNA, 4690 nt
Organism: Spirometra erinaceieuropaei
Lineage: Eukaryota; Metazoa; Platyhelminthes; Cestoda; Diphyllobothriidea; Diphyllobothriidae
Source: the annotation of a GenBank genome assembly
AUGAACCUUGUCCUCUCGCCCUAUCUGGGCGAGGCGAUCGGUCCGCUCAUCUGUGGGGCCUCUUUCCUCUUCCUGGGAGCCGGAUUCAAAUUUCUUUACGACGCCUACCAGCUGGGAGCCAAGGAACGGCAGAAAAUAAAGGUGUGUGGGAGAGAGAAGGGAAAAAUUUACAUGAAUUUGCAUGACUAAAAAUUUCGGGGAAAUUAGAACUCUCCCGGUCCCCCGCCCCCAAAGACGGUGUUGCAGGCUGAAAUAGGAUUCAACUCGGGUCAAAAUGUACCGACAUGCAUGUAAUCUGAAUAUUGUACAGGGCGGAUCCCUGGUCAAUAGGCUACAGUGCGUGACUCAUCUCAUGAAAUGUUGGCUGAAAUUCUGAAAUGCGUUUUCGAUUAGGAAGGAUUACUUGGUCGCGGUUAUGAUACUGAUUAUCUUAAGGCAUACUCUUAUAACAUUUUGGAAUUGGCAGGAUGUCGGCUUUUAAAUGCACUUCUGUUCAAUCUCCUGUAGAAUGCGUGGUCGGUAAAAAAUGACUACUUAAGUAGCAUGCAUUUUUCCCAUUGAUUUUCGAGGGGCUUGGAAAUUCAAAUAUAUUUUAUAGAAACCACAAACAGAAAUAUGCUUUCUUUUAAUCAAGCAAUAGAGAAAUACGUCUUCUUUAUAUUUUAUACUUAAGGAAGGAGAAUAAUUAGGUUUCAAAAAAAAGUUUUCUAAUUGCCUAAUAAUUUGGAGCCUGAUCACUCGUUGCUUUAGCGCUUAGUGAUUACACUCUACAAGGUGCAUGCGUUCCCCGUAAAGAAAAUCCCAUAUUUUUCUAUAUCAUUAAAGAGAUACCAUACAGGGUCCAUAAAAUUUUGCAAUGGAUGCGGACCAUGUUGUACAUUUCAUGAGGAGCAGUGGUAAACGGCCAGGUACGAUGCUAUGUGAAUGGACAUAUCGCGGUCUUAAAAAGUCUCAUAAUUAGAAACUUUUGCAAAACCUAAUUAUACUCCUUUCUUAAGUAAAAAAUAUAAAGAAGACGUAUUUCUCUAUUGAUCGACCAAAUGAAAGCUUAUUUUUGUUUGUGGUUUCUAUAAAAUAUAUUUGAAUUUGCAAAACCAUCGAAAAUCGAUGGGAAAAAUGCUUACUACUUAAGUAGUCAUUUUUUACCAAGCACGCCUUCUAUAGGAGAUUGAAAAGAAGUGCAUUUUAAAGCCGACAUCCUGCCGAGUCCAAAAUGUUAUAAGAGUAUGCCUUAAGAUAACAGUAUCACAACCGCGACCAAGCAAUCCUUCCUAAUCGAAAACGCAUUUAAAAUUUCAGCCAACAUUUCAUGAGAUAGGUCACGCACUGUAUCUGUGACCAAAACGUUGUGCCUGACCUUAUUAGCUGGAGCCUAUUCUAUGCAUUCCUGUCCACUGUCUUUGCGGAUCUCAUUUGAUUCGGGUACGAUUGGUAACGGCCAAUGUUCAGUGGCCGGCUCUCGACGGUCAGUCAGUGAUGUAUAAGUAUAUAUUGACAUGGAUUUAUCGUGCUUCCGGUUUGAGUACUAUAUAAGAUCCCAUACACGUAUUUCGCUGAUCUUCUGCCGAUGUAUGAUACAACUGCGAGGAAUUCGGCUAAUCAAUGGGCCACUCCGCGUUCCCUGUGUGCAUUUCGUUAUCCAAGGGCUGGCCUAAUGAACCAAACUCUUCGCUGUACUUCGUAUGUAUGCAUUUAUGAAGGAUUAAGCAUCUGACAGCAGUGACCCUUUCAAUAGUAUCGUUUUGUCGGGGACCAUUAGCGGUGGCAGCUUCAAGAGUAGACGGCAUUACCUACGCCACCUGACUGAUAAACCUUUGAAGUGUGGCAUUACGACGAUGUCGGUCACCCAACAGUCAUUUAUAACCGCAACAUUGUCGUUUCGUCGUAUUAACUAUCUGCCCAUGUUUGUGACUGGACAGCCAAGCGCAUUUCCUAAGAAUAUUACUGACACGCUUAUGGGUUAGCAGCUGGAACAACCCAAAGCAUUGACCAAUUCGGUUUGAACGAAGUUGCUCACAGACGACAAGUUUCGUGAAUAGAAUCCGCUUUAAAAGUGCCACGGGAUUUAAGGUCACUGUUUUACUGGCUGCCCGACGGAAACGAUUAAUUGCCCUUUUCUAAAACAACAAUUUUCGUUCUCCUUUUAGUACCAAUCCGCGAGUGCAUCAACAGUAGCUGUCAAGUUAGCCGAGGCGCCCGCAGUUGAGGCGACGUAAGUUUUUCUUCCUUUCCUCAUCUGUAUGUUGUAUCUUCACGAAAAAGCGUCCUGCCCCUAACGGGUGCCGCGUUGUGGAUCUAGACGAAAGCGGGCGUCUCAUCGGCUGGUGGUGUGCGUCAAUUGAUCUGGGCUGGGUCUGCUUGCAGGUUACUCCUGGUUACAGCUGCGUGUGGCAGGGGUUGGGUGGGGACUCCACCUGCGCCCUACAGUCUUCUUGAGUCUCUAUUGACAGCGGGUCCAGGUGGGGAAUGGGGAAGAGGGAGUGCGGAAGAUGCUGCGUAAGUCUACUAUCACUAUAAACUAAUUCACACCCAAGAGACUGAUGGCGAUAAUGAGGUUCACCUUCGCAUGGCAAUCCAGUGCUUCUCUAACCAUGAUAAGUCUGCCGCAAUUUGAACCACCAUAACGUGAUAAAAGUUCGUGAUUUGUAAAGAUGUCAGCCGGUGGGAUGGCCCUAUCCCUCAUUGGACGAGGAUCAGGCAGCACUAAUUAGUCCUCUUUGAGAUACCGAUGGUACUCUCGUUUGUAUGAGUCCUCAGACUCCAUGGGUGCCGACUUGACCGUGCAGAGACAGGGAACAUCGCAUGCGUGGCACGCGUAGACGGGUUCGUCAUUCACUCCGUUGCUACCAUUUCUGAUGUCUGCGGGUACCCUCUUUUGUAUGUGAUCCCAGACUGCAUGGGUGACGACUUGUACGUGCAGAGACAGGGACCAUCACAUGCGUGGCACGCGUAGACGGGUUCGUCAAUCACUCCGUUGCUACCAUUUCUGAUGUCUGCGGGUACCCUCUUUCGUAUGUGAUCCCAGACUGCCUGGCUGACGACUUGUCCGUGAAGAGACAGGGACCAUCACAUGCGUGGCACGCGUAGACGGGUUCGUCAAUCACUCCGUUGCUACCAUUUCUGAUGUCUGCGGGUACCCUCUUUUGUAUGUGAUCCCAGACUGCAUGGGUGGCGACUUGUACGUGCAGAGACAGGGACCAUCACAUGCGUGGCACGCGUAGACGGGCUAUUAAGCCUCGUCAGUCACCCCGCUGUUACCAUAUCUGACUGUCUGGGGGUGAGCAUAAGGUGUGCAGUGGAUGCUGCGCAAGCCAACCGCACCAUGUAGACACACAAGUCCCCACUGCGCCGUCUCCAAAGCACGAGAUAUCGAGCGAUCAGGGAAUUUAAUUUUUUCCUGCCGAUCGGGGUGGCCGAUCCAUCGUUUGCUUAAGCUCCUUCAGAUAUAAAUAGGCGCCCAAAACUAUACUUAGGAAAGACGAGCAUCGACUUACAAGACGAAAACUGGAGAAUAUUGAAGGUGCGAUAGUUGGGAUACAGGUGUUAACUAUCAUAAUUCUGAAAUUAAUGGAACUACUUCCUCCCACCAAAGACUCAGGCCGAGGAACAUGAUUCUACUACUGUUGGCUUUCUGAGAGGAUGCUGAAAAGUAGGCUCCGGUGAAGACAUUGCCUGGCUCGGCAGUUAUCAGAAUGCGCACGGUCUGGGUCAGGUGAUGCUUACACUCAGACUGAAUUUAAGGGUACAUUUUUGUUGUUGUCAUAUACUUGUUGGUCCCACACCUUAUCGCUACCGACGAAUUUAAGUCAACAAGACGAAAACCAGAGGAGAGUGAAGGAACGAUAUUUGGGAUACAGGUGUUAACUAUCAGAAUUCUUAAAUUAAUGGAACUACUUCCUCCUAAAUAAGACAUAGACCGAAACACCGAAUUCUACUGCUGUUGGCUUUCUGAGAGGAUACUGAAAAGUAUGCAGUGAAAAAAUGCUUCCCAAUGUGGUCGUCUGCGUUCCAUAACGAUGGUUACCUGCACCGGUUCGUUGGUUGAUCGCACUGGAUUGGUGCAACCGCAGUAAUAGUGACUUGGUUGUAUGAGACGGUCAAGAGGCUUAUUUGGGUUGGCCGAAUUUGUGCGGGCAGCUAGCCGGUGCAGCCAUGUUACCAUCACCGCCAACACACCAGUAAAACGAGAUCGACCAAUUAAGACGCCAAGAAAAUUUCCGUCGAGAAUAAGGCUCAGUGACUCAGAAAGUAGUUUAUACUUUGCUUUAUUUCUUCAUGUAGUUCUAAUUUUGACAAUAGACCGGGAUUCGUCAGUUUCAAAAAUUAGACUGUUUUCGCAGAACUGCCCCGGUGAAGAGAUUGCUCAACUCAUCAGUUAUCGUAAUGCGUACGGUUCGGGUGAAGCGAUGAUCGACUUGCGAGCAGACAGGCAUUCCAGGCAGGCGAUCGACGUCAGGAUAUUUUAUCGAAAAACAGUACUUUUAGGCAACAGCAAUUCCUGUUACCACUCUGCUAUUGAAUAUAAAGUAAGAAUUUCGUGAUUUAACUGACUGGUUUGAUAUCACAAUUCAGCUGUCUUCUUGGUAAACCCUACAGGGAGGAAUUGGUCAGCGGAAAGACAACUGACAAGGCAUUGUCUCGGGCGCCGAUUGGAACUCGAACUGUGGCUCCAUCCGUUCUCUCCUACUGA